GCGCAUGCGCAGCUCCGGGAGUGCGCAGCGUGGCGAUCGGCGGUGCACUGUGUCCCUCGGACACAGCGGAUUACCAAUCAACGGAAAGAGCCGAAGAUGUCAGCUCGGUCAUGUGAUCAGCUGUGUCCAAUCACAGCUGAUCGUACUGGUCAUCAGGGCACUGAUGAUCAGUGUGCCCUGAUGAUCUGUGUAGCCCCAGCAGUGCCACCUGUCAGUGUCCAUCAGUGCCAGCUGUCAGUGCCCAUCAGUGCCAUAUCAAUGCCACAUUUCAGUGCCUACCAGUGCACAUCAAUGCCACAUAUCAGUGCCCAUCUGAGUUGCCUUUCAGUGUCACCCAUCAAUGCAAGUCAGUGCCACCUAUCAGUG
This is a messenger RNA of Staurois parvus, 366 nucleotides long. The record is from the annotation of a GenBank genome assembly. NCBI's taxonomy places the organism in Eukaryota, Metazoa, Chordata, Amphibia, Anura, Ranidae.